Suillus bovinus is the source of this 927-nucleotide messenger RNA. RefSeq lists its product as uncharacterized. NCBI's taxonomy places the organism in Eukaryota, Fungi, Basidiomycota, Agaricomycetes, Boletales, Suillaceae. Bases 1 to 927 code for a protein of 308 amino acids. Gene Ontology annotation, molecular function: guanyl-nucleotide exchange factor activity. The record is from RefSeq and is a predicted model, not a curated record. The transcript has 4 exons.
AUGGAUGAAAAUCUAUCAGACGAAGCCGUGGUGGAGCAUCUCGAAAUCAUACGGAAACGGAGUUACAAGGACUAUCAGUCACUUCCUGUCCCGAGGACCACCAGCCGUGGCAUACCACUCUCUCAGCAAGGAUCGAGCCAUUCAUUUCAACUCGGAGAUCACCUCGCCAAUCAUUCGAGUUUGCAAUGCGGAUCGGAGGAGUCCGAGUCUGUGACGCCCUUACCUGUGAUUUUGGAUGAUGUCGAGUUGGACAUUGACGACGCUGCGAUCUGGAUUACUGCCAAAAAGGCAUUGCUUUGCAUCCGAGAACUCGUCGGGACGGAGAAAAAAUACCAAGGAGCCCUUAAGCUGCUCCAGACAGGACAGACAGUGAAUCAACCACCUCCGCUGUUGUUGACAUACCUUCCUGGCCUCAUACGAGUAUCAGAGGUGUUGCUAAAGGCCUUCCUUGAUGACCCCUCUGCUUGGGGCGUAUCCACUGCCUUUAUGGCUUGCGAAGAUGACAUUGAAGCUGCUUUGGUUUCGUGGUGCAGCGUGGCAGGCAACUUCUUUACUGAUGGUAGCCACGAAGGCGAGUCAGCCAUCACGGGAGGGAAAUGGCGUUCGCGCAAGUAUCUGCUCUCCGCCACAAACAAUCCCUUCACUGUGGUGGAGAAGUCGAGUGGAAACUCUGCUCCUUCUAGUUCCUCUCCUCCUCUUCUAACUCGAUCAAAGGGAGAGCCUCCAACUCGGAAGCAAAGCGUACGGGAUCUUGCAAUUCAACCCACACAGCGAGUCAUGAGAUAUGUUUUGCUGUAUCGAGAUCUAUUGGAGAGUACUCCCCUCACUUCUCCUUCCCGCGCUCUUGUUGAGAGAGCACUCGAAGCUGCGACACGCAUUGCUAAUAAAUGCGACCACGCACAGGAUACUGCCUUUUUCCGUAGAUAG